AGGAAAAAGAGGAGAGAGAAAAGAGAAAGAAUUAGAGAGAUGUGUGGUAUUUCAUUCAUACUUGAUGGUAUUUCCAUUGAUUUAUCCUCCAUUAAUAAUAACACCCAACUAUUAUCUUCAACUGCUGAUGUUCAACCAUAAGGAAUGCUUGUUAUACUGAGUGCAGUUUAAAUUUACAAUUGAUGACUUGAAAGCGGUUUUACGAAGAAGAGGUCCUGAUAGCUUGGGGACUAAAAAGGUUUUCCUUGAAGUGAAGGAUGCACAAGUUUAUUCUUGUGUUGCCAGGGAUGAGGAUGUCGAAAACGAACUCUCGUGCUUGCAGGAUAUGCAUAGCAGUGCACACUGUGCCAAUGGAGAGGCUAAAAUUGGAGUAAAUCAGUCUGUUGCAGCGAUGUGUUUUUUGGGUGCAGUUCUCCAAUUGAGGGGAACAAAGCCAGUUGCGCAGCCGUUUGUUGAUGCUUCUGGGAAUAUCCUUAUUUAUAAUGGUGAAAUAUUUGGUGGGAUCCAUGUUAGCUUUGACAGCAAUGAUGCUAAAGUCCUGCUGCAGUCUUUGGAAAACUGUUGCUGUUGCCAGUUCCAUGGGAAUAGUAGCAGCUGUUGUGGGAAACCAAUUCCUGAACUUCUUUCAUCAAUUAAAGGGCCCUGGGCUGUAAUAUAUUGGCAGGAUGCCUCCAGGACCCUGUGGUUUGGCAGGGAUGCAAUGGGGAGACGGAGCCUUCUUGUUCAUUGGCCCACUUCAGAGGAUUCUCGGCUUAUUUUAUCUUCUAUAUCACCUCCAGCCUCCACUUCUCAGAGGCCCGAUCCCGAAGUUGUAGAUAGAGAAAGUAAUAUCAAUUACUGGGAAGAACUCCCCUGUGGGGUGUACAGUAUAGCUAUUGAUGCUUCAAGAACUAGUGCAUGUCUGUCUGGCAAAGUGAGAAAGCAUGAAUGGAUGAACUCUAUGCUAAAAGAUCUUAUCGUGUGGGAGAGGAAGCUGAUUGAGCCUAAGCAUGUGGAGUUAAAAUCUUUUGAUUCCUCUCUACUUUUUGGGAAACCUGACUUGCUUUCGGCUUCUGAUAGUGGAACAUUACAGUCUUCAACUAUCUCACCGGCUGAACAGGUCUUGGCUGCCCUGAGAAAAUCCAUCGCACGACGCACUACCCAGAAUGCAAUCUUUAAGGAGACAGCUAUGCAUGACAACGGGCAAGGGAGCUCUGUCCCUGUGGCUGUUCUGUUUUCAGGAGGGUUAGAUUCCAUGAUACUGGCAGCAAUACUGCAUGAAUGCCUAGAUGCCAGAUAUGGCAUUGAUUUGCUAAAUGUUAGCUUCGAAGGUGAAGCAGCACCUGAUCGAGUCACUGCUAGAACAGGACUGAACGAACUGAACAAAAUUGCACCUCUGAGAAGGUGGAGACUUGUGGAGAUUGAUGCUGAGCUAUCGAAUCUGACCAUGGAGAUGAAGCAUGUCAUGUCUCUAAUAAACCCUGCAAACACUUACAUGGACCUGAAUAUUGGUAUAGCACUGUGGUUGGCGGCUGGUGGUGACGGUUGGGUGCAUGAAGCAAAUAAUUACGCUAUUCAGGAUGGCUUACAGCGCUUCAGAUACAAGUCUGAAGCAAGAAUACUACUAGUUGGUUCUGGUGCCGAUGAGCAAUGUGCUGGAUAUGGUAGGCAUAGAACAAAAUACAGAAAUAGCAGUUGGCUUGGCCUAAAUGAGGAAAUGAAGUUGGAUAUGCAGAGAAUCUGGAAAAGAAACCUUGGGAGAGAUGAUAGAUGUAUUGCCGACAAUGGAAAAGAGGCCAGAUUUCCAUUCUUGGAUGAGGAUGUCAUAAGGAUUUUGCUUGAUUUUCCGCUGUGGGAGAUUGCCAACCUCAAUCAGCCAAGCGGCACUGGUGAUAAGAAAAUUUUGAGAGAGGUUGCUAGAUUGCUUGGGUUAUCCGAAGCAGCAACUCAGCCGAAACGAGCCAUUCAGUUUGGGUCCAGAAUAGCACAAAAAUCAAACCGCAUGAAUUUUGGCAGCAACCGUGCGGCUAAUCAAGCCUCUGCUGGCAGUGUGGUCAUUUACAAGUCUUCAGACUAAAUUCCCGUGUUCCCUGUUGAGCAUGCUGGUGCAUUAGUUACAGACUGGCAGCAAGUGUUUUUCACUUGUAUGUCGAGGAUUACUAUAACCCAUUUAAUCAUGAAGUAUAGAUGCAUUCAAAUCUUGGACAUGAGAAAAUUUUGCUUGCAAAGUUUUAUUAGAUGUGGACUUAUAGCUGUUGGUGGGUUUCAAGUGGGAUUGUGAGCAAUGUAACCUAUUCAAAGUGUAUAUUAUAUACUCAAUUCUCUGUUAGAGAGGAAUUUUGUAUUAGUGAGUCUUUGAGAGUUUGAGUUUGUACUGCCGACAUUUUAUGUGUUUUGUUAGAGUUUCGAAAUGAGUCGUUUUGGAACUUUGCUGAAGCAAUGGCUCGAAAUGAGUUUAUGGGUGCUAAAUUGAUUGUAUGGUGAAGGGAGCUAAUCUUAGUUCACCUUAUCAAAGUAGAGAGGGAUUAGUAUCACAUUUACAUGUC
Messenger RNA from Beta vulgaris subsp. vulgaris (sugar beet), 2525 nucleotides. RefSeq lists its product as uncharacterized. Bases 326 to 2056 code for a protein of 576 amino acids. The record is from RefSeq and is a predicted model, not a curated record. Lineage: Eukaryota; Viridiplantae; Streptophyta; Magnoliopsida; Caryophyllales; Amaranthaceae. The transcript is spliced from 14 exons. Gene Ontology annotation, molecular function: asparagine synthase (glutamine-hydrolyzing) activity.